CAUUUGACGGAUAGUCUGAUUUUCCAAAUAAAUACAAAAAUUAAUUUUUGUUAUGAAAUCCUGUUUUCAAAUUAUAUUUUAUAAGAAGUAAAAUUACAAAUUAAAAUGUCCCAUGAAGUACCGGAGAUCUCAUGCCCUGAUAAUUCAACAAUGUAUGAGUCGCUGAAUGAUUCAGAUUUGGCCAACAUAAAAGAUGAAGCUGAUAUUAAAAAUCCGCAGAAUAGCAGUUCAUGCCACAUCUUCUGUACCUUAUGUCUACGGAGCUGUGCUCCCCAUAUGCUGCUUGAAUUCAGUUCCUACAAUGACCACGGAGUUGUCAACGUACGCGUAGCUGAGCAAAAAGUGCAUCAUGCGAUAGGAUUGUCUCUGAAGCUGAAACAGCACGGCAUGUGCCUCACUUGCUGGAUGUUGAUCGAGCUAAUUACGGACUUUAAGGAAUGCUGUGUAAAGGCUACCAACAAGCUUUCCGGGCUCUCAAUGGGUUUGGCAAAUGACGAUGAGUGGAAUUCUGAAAACAUUCUUAAUGGAAUCGAUAAAAACCGUAAAGUUAUUUGGGAACAUAUCGCUCUGAUUGAUUCGCAAAACAAACUUGCUUCCUACAAAAGCUUAGAUACGGAACAGAAUUCGGUAUCCCUUUCAGAUGUAAAAGUAAAUGAUUUUAUGGACGAUGUUCGCAGUGAUAUGCGAACAAAAACUACCGUAUUGAAAAGAAAAUAUCCUAAAAGAAAAAGUUCUGCCCGGAGCAAACAAUCUGGCGUCGAUGUUGAUGUUGACGAACAUACGAGGGAACAAACUCCAAACAACCCGACUGUAGAAUCUGAACCCAGCGAACUGGAGAAAGAUAACUACCAAGUAAUGAUUGCUUCAUGCGACAGCUGUGUCAGAAAAUUCGAUGGCAAACGCGCUCUCAAAAUGCACAAAGCGCAUUGCACAUUGGAAUGUCCAUCGAGCAGGAAAUACUACAGCUGUCCGAUUUGCACGGCCUCAUUCUCCGAGAACAGCGGUUUAACAUUCCACAUGAACAAACACAAAGGCACGAGGCCAUACAAAUGCCGAAAGUUUUGCGAUAGGACCUACGCUAGUAACUACUCCCGCAUCAAACACGAGCGAGCAUUCUGCGAGCAGGAAAACCGUAUUUGUCCGAUUUGCGGGGCAUCGUUGAAGAACGAGGGUUGUCUUAAUAGACAUAUGCAGCACGUACACGGUGAAGCAAAGUAUGCCUGUGAAAUAUGCGGCAGAAGGUUCAGGAAUCACAAUGUUCUGGCCGACCAUAGACGGGUGCAUUCAGACGAGCGAAAGUAUAGCUGUGACGAAUGCACCAAACGAUUCAAGAGUCCGUUCGCGCUUAGAAAUCACAAGCGAAUUCACUCGCCGAUACGGCCAUUUCCCUGCCAUGUGUGCGAUCAUGCCUUCUACUACAAGGUUCUUUUGAAGGCUCACAUCCAACGACAUCAUGGUUCAAAUGCUAUUGGAUAGCAUCAUCGACGGUGUGAAAGACCUGGUGCUAUGCAAUAUGAAUUAGGUAUUACUCCAUUGAUUUGAUUAAAUACCUUAAAUCAUUCAAACAGUAUAUAACAAUAUACUAAUAAUUAUACGUGAGGGCUAAUGGAAGCGGUGAGGUCUCCCGAUUUCUUACUAUAAAUCUCACUGAAAAGCCGGAAUAAUCCCCUACGUAAUCAUUGUAUCGGCCCUUGGUAUUAUCGCAACGAUGCUCAGUCUGAGAUAUUAUUUAAUCAAAUCAAAUGCAGUAAAAUAAAUAAAAAAUAUAGAUCUUAAACCAUAGCUCAUUCGAAAACAUGCUGGGUACGCUUCUUUGGAAAUUAAGGAUUUGCGUUGACACUUCCAGCCAGAUGUUUCGUUCGACCAGCCAAUAAUGUUUCUCACUACUAUUGUCCUACAUAAAAUAAAAUUGAAAUAAAUAUGUACUGAACAUGAUAA
Molecule: messenger RNA, 1938 nt
Organism: Armigeres subalbatus
Lineage: Eukaryota; Metazoa; Arthropoda; Insecta; Diptera; Culicidae
Product: zinc finger protein 502-like
Exons: 4
Coding region: 106-1476 (456 amino acids)
Biological process (GO): regulation of DNA-templated transcription
Molecular function (GO): DNA-binding transcription factor activity, RNA polymerase II-specific; RNA polymerase II cis-regulatory region sequence-specific DNA binding
Source: RefSeq, a predicted model, not a curated record